AUGGUCAAGCUACGCAUUCACAAAAAUCUAGAAUAUGAAGAAUAUGUACAACCUUGCAGUGGAUUCCUAAUUUCCCCACGUCACGUAUUAACGGCCGCACAUUGUGCGACGAACCAGGACGAGCGUAAGGUCCACUUAGAAUGCAUAGGAAAACUAAAGAAUUACGUGCCAUCGGAAGUCAAGCCGAAGGAUUUCAUCAUAUAUGUCGGAACCCGUUGCAACCCUCCUGAAAAAUGUAAUACUACGCACGCAGUCUCGAAGGUUUCUGUCGACAAAAAAUACAAACGGUGCGUGCAAGCGAAGGAGGAUGAUUUCCCGCUGAAACAACACGACCUUGCUAUCCUCGAACUCAGUAAAGAAGUUAGCAAAAAGGAUGCCAUCCCAAUUUGCUUACCACACAGUAAACUUGGGCUACCAAAAGAACUCCAGGUCGCAGGAAGUGGAUGGGAAAGUUGUAAGCUUACAAUAUAA
Molecule: messenger RNA, 471 nt
Organism: Cooperia oncophora
Lineage: Eukaryota; Metazoa; Nematoda; Chromadorea; Rhabditida; Trichostrongylidae
Source: the annotation of a GenBank genome assembly